AUGGGCGGCGAGGCGGACAAGGAUGUAGUGCCGCUCAUGGAGGACGGGUUCGUGACGGAUUGGGACCUGAUGAAGAAGGUGUGA
Ectocarpus siliculosus is the source of this 84-nucleotide messenger RNA. Lineage: Eukaryota; Phaeophyceae; Ectocarpales; Ectocarpaceae. The record is from the annotation of a GenBank genome assembly.